Messenger RNA from Triticum dicoccoides, 1100 nucleotides. Its product is annotated as pyrrolidone-carboxylate peptidase-like. Gene Ontology annotation, molecular function: pyroglutamyl-peptidase activity. Bases 165 to 824 code for a protein of 219 amino acids. Gene Ontology annotation, biological process: proteolysis. NCBI's taxonomy places the organism in Eukaryota, Viridiplantae, Streptophyta, Magnoliopsida, Poales, Poaceae. The transcript has 6 exons. Gene Ontology annotation, cellular component: cytosol. The record is from RefSeq and is a predicted model, not a curated record.
CUUUAAAAGGGACGGGCAGGCGACUUACCCCACCCUCUCCCUCCCCAGCCCAAAAAAUUUCCUCGCCCCUCCCCGAAGAAUCCCACCACCACAACCACUGCCACGAAGAACCAAUCCGCCCCCUCGCCUCCCCCAGGCCGCCGGUUCCCCCCCGAGAAGGGUAAAUGGGAUCAGAAGGGCCUUCAAUCGUGACUGUACAUGUUACUGGAUUUAAGAAGUUCCAUGGUGUUGCUGAGAACCCGACAGAGAAACUUGUGACCAACAUUAAAUCGUUCAUUGAAAAGAGAGGGUUGCCGAAAAAUCUUGUACUUGGAAGCUGCGAAAUUCUCGAAACAGCCGGGCAGGGGGCGCUUGGAACAUUAUAUAAAGUUCUAGAAUCUGCCAUUGCAGAUAGAGAGAACGGGUCAUCAGCUCAGGGGCAAAUAAUUUGGGUCCACUUUGGGGUAAAUAGUGGUGCAUCACGGUUUGCUCUUGAGAAUCAAGCUGUGAAUGAAGCCACCUUCCGCUGCCCAGAUGAGCUUGGGUGGAAACCUCAGAGAGUGCCUAUUGUGCCAUCUGAUGGAAGCAUCUCACGGACAAGAGAGACUACACUGCCAGUGAAGGAGUUAACCAAGUCACUCCGAAAGACAGGCUACGAUGUGAUGCCUUCGGAUGACGCGGGGAGAUUCGUGUGCAACUAUGUGUACUACCACUCCCUCCGGUUUGCAGAGCAGCACGGCAUCAAGUCUCUGUUUGUGCAUGUGCCCCUCUUCUCGACAGUCGACGAGGAGGUCCAGAUCCAUUUCGUCACUUCCCUCGUCGAAGCUCUUGCUAGCUUGAACUAGGAACGGCAACUUAAAAGGUCAGCGGUUUGACCUGGACGAUGUAAAGUUGGACGCAGACUGAAUAAGAUUGUGUGGUGAUUGGCGCCUAUUGGUCAGAUCUUGCUCCAAAAAGGGUGUAUUUAAGGGGAGAGAAAAAGAAAAACGAUGCUUAGAGUGUGUGUGAAAUGCCGGCUUGCAUGCCAUCAGUUACAUGUCCUUAACUUGCAUGAAAACCUGGUUCCAAUAAAAUUGACAGAUCAUUGGAGUAGAUGCAGCGUGUGCGAUGCAAUUUGUUGA